This is a messenger RNA of Lactuca virosa, 537 nucleotides long. The record is from the annotation of a GenBank genome assembly. Lineage: Eukaryota; Viridiplantae; Streptophyta; Magnoliopsida; Asterales; Asteraceae.
AUGACAGAGAACAGCAAACGAAAAGCGAUUGCUGUGAGUGGGAUGGUGUCGAAUAUGGUGGGGAAAGAACACGUGCGUUCUUCCAACAAUAGAACAGGGGUUUCGGAAUUCAAUGCGUCCGCUGCUGUUGAGAAGUUAGAGAGAUUUCCGUCUAAGAAUGAUGGUAAUAUUGGUAAUUACAGGAGUUAUGCUAGUGUUGUUUCUCCAACUCUUACUCCAUCUGGCUCCUUUGAAAAUCACAUAAAUCGAAUCACAAUCAAUUUAAGUGGGCAGAGUGUGGAAGAUGGAAUUUAUUAUUUGAAAAAGCACCUUAUAUUUGGUGUAUAUUGUGGAACUCUGGUGCAUCUCCAUGUCAACACGGGAUAUGACGGGUCGGAUCUAAAACAAGCGGUUACGGAUCUCUUAGAUGAUGAAGGUAUCAAGUGGAAGCAGGAAGAAGACCCACGAUGUGUCCUAAUCACAUUCGAUCGGGAGAAGAAAGAGUUGAAAUUCAAUAAAGGUGGUAGAAAUUCCGGUUACCUUAUUUUGAUCGAUUGA